Messenger RNA from Funneliformis mosseae, 1251 nucleotides. NCBI's taxonomy places the organism in Eukaryota, Fungi, Glomeromycota, Glomeromycetes, Glomerales, Glomeraceae. The record is from the annotation of a GenBank genome assembly.
AUGUCCCAAACCAUUUCGUCAUUACUGGGCCGAGGCCAUCAAAAUAAUUUUAAACUUACGGAAAAACAGAAAUCCAUAAUGAUCGGCAGUGAUGACUCAUGUCGUAAAGGAUUCAUAUGCAGCGAGACGUAUCUUGCACCAUUUCACUGUCGAAUUUAUUUACAGCAUGAUAAAAUACACGGCUGGAAAACUUUCAUUCAGGAAAAAGCCAUGAACCCACAAAGAUAUGUAACUAUGGUCAAUAAGGAUAGACUGAAAAUGCGUGAAACACGUUGGUUGUGGGAUGGUGAAGAAGUUCAAAUCGGAAGGGGAGAUAAUUUGGAAAAUUUGUUAAGUUUUGUAUUCCAAAAUGAUCUUGUGAGAGGAAAUAAAAUGAAAAUGAUAGAGGUCCCAAAAUAUUUAAGAGAACGAUUCAAUAAUUGUCAAGAUGACAUAGGCUUUGGUGCGCAUUCGGUCAUACAUCGCGCAUUUGAGACAAAACUUGGGGAAACAAGGGAAUGCGUGUGCAAAGUCGUUACUUUAACGAAAAAAGUCUCAAAAGAAUGUUUUGAAAAACUGUGUCAAGAACCCAAACUACUUGAUUCGUUAAAUCACUCUAAUAUCAUAAAAGUUCUUGGAUAUCAUAUAGGGAAUAACCCGGACCGGUUACUAAUUUGGCAAGAAAAGAUGUAUUGUGAUUUGGAAAAAUAUUUUCAAAGGGAACAAAUAAUUAACCCAAAAAAAUGGUAUAAUAUAUCGUUUCAAGUGUUAGAUGCACUAAAAUAUUUACACGACAAAGGUAUCGUGCAUCGCGACAUAAAGCCAGAAAACAUAAUGUGGACAAACACCAAUUUUUCGGUAUUGAAAUUAAUUGAUUUUGGACUCGCUAAAAAUUACAAAAACGAAACCGAAAGAGAUAAUGAACAGGUCGGAACGCCUCUUUAUAUCCCUCCAGAAAUUUAUCGCGCGUCAUUUACCGAGAUCAAUGAUCUUUACAAACCACCGGUUGAUAUUUGGGCUUUCGGAAUUUUAUCAUUUAGAUUUUUAACUGGUCAAAACCCAUUUUUUGAGAAGGAAAAGGUUGAUAUAAAUGCGGUACGAGAUAAGGUCCUCAAAGAAGGAAUUUCCAAAGUACCAUUAAUGGAGAGACGAAUAAAUGAGCGAAUAAUCGAAUUGAUAAUCGAACAACUGCUGGAUUAUGAUCCCAAAAGUAGAGUGACAGCAAAUGAGGUAAUGGGUAUUUUAACAAACUUGCAAAAGUUAUUUGAAUAA